AUGUGUACCUAUGUGUGUGAUGUGGUGGCAGGCGCGGAGAGCGACGAGGAGAUACGGCGGGUGCCGGAGAUGGGCGGCGGGUCGGCGUCGUCGGGCGCGGGGGACGGCAAGCAGCUGCAGCUGGCGGCGGCCGGGGGUGGGCAGGCCCCGGCGGGGAAGAAGCGCGGGCGCGCCGCCGGGGACAAGGAGCAGAACCGGCUGAAGCGGCUGCUGCGGAACCGCGUGUCGGCGCAGCAGGCCCGCGAGCGGAAGAAGGCCUACAUGACGGAGCUGGAGGUGAAGGCCAAGGACCUCGAGCUCCGCAAUGCCGAGCUGGAGCAGAAGGUCUCCACCCUCCAGAACGAGAACAACACGCUCCGCCAGAUACUGAAGAACACGACGGCGCACGCCGGGAAGAAGCCGAGCGGCGGCAAGGGGGGAGACGGCGGCAAGAAGCACCACCACUUCGGCAAGGGCUAG
Messenger RNA from Triticum turgidum subsp. durum (durum wheat), 459 nucleotides. NCBI's taxonomy places the organism in Eukaryota, Viridiplantae, Streptophyta, Magnoliopsida, Poales, Poaceae. The record is from the annotation of a GenBank genome assembly.